AAACUACGAGAAAAACCGCGUUUUUCCUCCAAACUCCUACAAGUACUUCGUAAGCUCCUGAGUGGUCUAGAAGCCACGCCCCGCGGCUUUGGCGCCUCGGUGUGCGCAUGCCUGGUGCGCGCCGCCUGCCCCUGCCGGGCGCCCGUUCUGCCUUGGUUCCCCGCGACCCCGGCGCGCGGCGUGCGGCUGGCUUCCUCCCCCACCGCGCCCCGCCCGGUCGUUUGCAGGCGCGCGCACCUCCUCAGGCGGGUGGGCCUCAGGGUCCGGAGGCUUUGAGCGAAAGUCGAUUGGCUGACGUGGUGGCCGCGCGUCGGGCCUCAGAAACUCUGGGCGAGCGCUCAGACUCGGCUCCUCAGGCAGUGCCAGGCGCAUCUCAGCUAAUCCAAAAGUAAAUGAGGAACUUAGAAAAAGAUUGCCAACUCCAGAUCAACAUAUUUAGAGAAAAUUGGAAAAGGAGAAGCUUACUACAGCUUUAUUUGAAGACUUUUUAAAAGAACGCAGAGUUCUAGCUGUGAGCUUCAAAUCUUGGAGCAAAAGCCAGAGACAUUGCCAGAGCAAACAAGAGCAGAAGUACAAAUGGAGGACUGGUCAAAAGAGAUAGCCCAUAGUUAUCUUGAACAAGAAACUAGAGGGAGAAAUAAAAGUACAGAGCCGGAUGAACAACCAACAGUGAAUUCUAAGGAAGGCAUGCAUCAGAAAGCCAAUGAGUUAGGUAAUGAAGCCACCCAUGAGGACACAGAACUCCCAGGGCAGAGAUCAAUGAAUUUUCCUUAUCCAGGUGAUAAGACAGCUGACUGCACUACUAAAAAAUCCAACAUUAUGGAACAUAGAGCUAAUGAUUUGCAUUGUGAGUGUAUGAUCCCUUGUCAAGUUACUUCAGACUUAGAUAAAGAGAAGAAAAUAGCAUUUCUUCUAAAAGAAUUGGACAUUCUCAGAGCAAGCAAUAAAAAGCUUCAAGAAAAAUUGACUAAAGAAGAUAAGGAACAGAGAAAACUAAAGGUUAAGCUGGAACUCCAGGAGAAAGCAACAGAAGCUCAUAUUGCUGAAAAGACAGCAGCUCUGGUUGAAGAAGUGUAUUUUGCACAGAAGGAACGUGAUGAAGCUAUUAUGUCUCGCUUGCGGUUAGCCAAUGAAGAGAGAGAUGAAGCAGUUGCAAGAGCCAAGCAUAUGGAAAUGUCUCUCAAAGUGUAUCGGCCAGCCGUCAGCCGCUCCUGCGCGCUCCGGAGCUCCGUCUCAAUGUGGCUUGCACCCUCCGAAGCUCCGGCCCUCAGACUGGUCAUGCACGUUCCCCAGCUCACGGUCUCAGUCUGCUCCCUCGCGGUGCCGUCCGGGAGUCCGGGAGUCCGUGGCUCCCUAGUGCAGUGCAAACGGCUAGAGCAGGAGCUUCAUCAUCUGAAAGAGCAGAACCAGACUUCAGCAAACAACAUGAGACAUCUGACUGCUGAAAACAAUCAAGAACGUGCUCUGAAGGCAAAGUUGUUGGCCAUGCAACAAGCCAGAGAGACUGCAAUUCAACAAUACAAAAAACUAGAAGAAGAAAUCCAAACACUUCGAGUUUACUACAGUUUACACAAAUCUUUAUCCCAAGAAGAAAAUCUGAAGGAUCAGUUUAACCACACCCUUAGUACUUAUGAAGAAGCUUUGAGAAAUAGAGAGAACAUUGUUGCCAUCACUCAACAACAGCAUGAGGAACUGGCUGCCCAGCUGCAGCAAGCUCUGGCGGACCGCGCGAACAUGGAGCUGGAGCUUCGGCACGCCACGGAGGCCUCCCGAGCGGCCAAUGACAAAGUGCAGAAGUUGGAAAGGCUGGUGGACGUCCUGAGGAAGAAGGUUGGAACAGGGACCAUGAGGACAGUGAUCUGACUGAAAAAACGACAGUCUGGGGAAGCAAUCACAUCUGGUGACCAGGCUGCUUCAUUCAACACUGUGUAAACACUAAAGCCUUAACUUAGCAAACAGUUGUUAGAAGUGGGACACUCCAACCACAUUCCAAGCUGAGAUAAAAUCAAAUCACAAAUGUUUAACCACUUUGCUGCUGACUUAUUUAUCCAAAUGUAUUAACUACAGACUUUUACCAAUGAGUAGCUAUAAAGUUGCAGCUUAUUUUGUAACUAUUUUCUGUCUCCAUGUAUCGAAUAUAAAUCUUUCUACCGAGAGACCAUUAUAGGUCAUAUCUUCACAUACGGCCCUUUCUGAAUCAAAAUGCAGCAAAGUAAAUAUUGUCUAAACCUUAAUCCACUGUGUUAGGUCAAAACUUCAAAUACAUGCAUUUUUCAGUAUAGAAUUUAUUUCUUCACUGAUGAGAGGAGCUCAGACAUGAGAGUGUAUAGUCUUCCUCCAAUGCAUACACAUAAUCUUUGUUAGUAUUAAAGAAUAUUAAGUAUAAAUACCAAGAAUUAAAUGUAUACUUUGCUCUAAUAAGAGUUUGAUAUUUUAAAAUUACAUUAAUCAACGCAUGUUUUUUGUUUCACUACAAAUAAUGCAAACUGUCUUCAGUAAAAAAGAGGAUAUCGUUCAUGUGUACUUUUAAAUUCAUAUUGUCAGCAUUUUUUAAUGUUCUGACUGAAUAAUUAAUUGUCUGAACUCUAUUUAAGCUAUAGAAAUUGCCAAGUCUGUCUCAUAGGCUGGGACACCUUUGGCAUGAAAAUUAGUAUGUGCCAGCAUGACUCUAAAAGGCAAGAGGCCAUCAAACAUGUUAGGUGUUAUUUUUUAUUAUCUGUAUCUAGAUUAUCACUUGAAUUUUUUGGUGGAGGAGGGGAACCCAAUAGAUAAUAAAAUUACAAUGUAAAAAUACACAAGUACGUGGAAAAAAAACUGGCAAAUUGGUUUGGUUACCUACUCUGUCUUUUACUUAAAAGAUAAUUUGAAAUAUUUAUGGCAUAGCAGUCACUUCUGAUCAUAUGAAAUUAUGAAUAAAAAACUAAGGUUUAUGUAUUUGGCUACAGGAAAAAUUUCUUCUUUUUUUUUAGAUUGAAUAGAUGAGAGGCCAGUAGAAGAUGUCUAUGACUGGAACAGGAUGAAAUAGGCAAGUAGAGAUUGAAUUAGUGAAAAUUUUGUAGGAAAGUGAAAAUUUUUCUAAGCCCACACAGUAUUUUAAUUUAUCUUUAAGACUGAGCUAAGUUAUUUACCAUUGUUUGUUUUGGGGACAAGAACAGGACAAUUUAUUGCACCAUUUUUUCACAAACCAAUGGAGAUUAUUCUUGUGGUUUUUGAUUUAUUUUUUUUAUUUUUAUUUUUUUACUCUGCAGGAAAAUGUAAGGUGCUUUAUCACAGAGUGACAAAAGAAUCAUAAAGUUAACAGACUCAAUUUCUUCCCAUUAAAUUUAUUAAAUUAACUGGCAGUUAAACCAUCCCAUUGAGUUCAAUUUAGAAUUUCGUCACGUUGCCUGCUUUUAAUUUUUCUUUAAACUAUUAGAAUUAGAAAAUAAGGAACAACAGGGGUUAGAAAUAAGCUAACUGGAUUUCCUCUACAGCCCUAAAGAGAAUUAUAGGCUUUCAUAGGCCAGUGACUAUAUAAAUAGAGAAAUCUGAAAUAAUUUGGUCAUGCAUGGAGUCUUCUGUCUGUGCUCUAAUUGCAACACGUGGCAGCUCCCUCUGUGAAGAACAGAGCCUUUCAAGUCUUGCAGGUAAGUAAAGAGGAGCAGUUCUUGUCACAAAAUAGUCCAGUCCUGAAUCUUCUUCAAAUAAAUCACAAGUAAACUUGAAUUUUCCAUUUAGUCCUGAGGAAGAGACAGAUCUUUCUUGCAUUAUUUUGCUUGGGGUUUUAUAAAACACACUGUGAGCAUAAAGACAUUCUGCAGUUUCCAAACAUCUCUUUCUGUCCCUAACUGAUCAGAUUAGAGCAACCAGUUCCUGUAAUUAAUAUCCAGAACUUUUGGAUAUUAUGAAGCUAAAUUUAUAACAAUUCUAACGUUUACUAUUGUGAAUGUAGGGUUCUCCACCAAAACAUCACAUCCGCUUGAAAAUGAGUUGGGUACAAAAUUACAGAUGCCAAGUAUUACAGCCAGGAAUUACCAAUUGAUUUCUUGCACUUAAAAAUGCCCACGAACAAUGUUUCAAACAGUCUUUAUGUCUUUUUUUGUCUAUGAAGGUAUGGCCCAGCUCACUGAAGAUCAGUUCCCCACAUACUCGGUAAUAAUGCAAUUUCAGAAGUUUUCCAUGCUGCCCAGAGAUGUUGCUUUGAGUUUGCCUUAAAUAUUAUCAAGUCUAAUUCCAUGGUAACAUGAGAAUUCACUUACCGUGUAAAAAUAAGUAGUUCAGAAGAAAAGCAGAAAAGAUAAUUCAAACGUGUAACAUUUGAUGAUUUAUUGUAAAAUCCUUUCACAUCUGUAUUUUUUAGUUGAUCCUAUCAACAACCAUAUAAUAGUAAUAAUAGUAAAUUAUAUAUACAUAUAUAUCAACCGCAUAAUAAUGAUGAUAAUUGUAGUAGUGUUAUUGUUACAUUUUACAAAUGAGGAAAUAGACUCAGAGGGGCUAGGAGUAUGCAAAGGACUGGCUAAGACUUACAACUGAGGUCUUAUGACUAAACCAUGCAGCCAUAUUUCUCUAAACCUUUCUAUAAGAAAAAAAAAUUUGAGAAAUUUAACUCUUGCAAUUUUUGUUAUUAUUGUGCCAUUUCUUUUCUACACAAUACAUAUAAAUUUGCUAACAAUCGAGAUGAUAUGCAUCUCUUUCAGUGAAAUACAGUAAUGUGAAGUACAUGAGUAAAUAGCAUCACAUUAUUACCACCUAGUAGCCGCAUACUUUGCCUUAGGCUUCACUCAUUAGGAGUGACAAUUCAUUGUUAGUAAAAAAUAACCUUGAGUUGCUUUGUACUCUUUUUAAUUGGGCCUGAUGCUGAAACCCGACAGUGUAGUUUUAUCAAAUGGUGGUCUGAACUUCAAGGCUUACUUUACCUCCUAGAGCAACUACUAGAGAUAGAACUGAUUAUAGGCAAGUUGUAAGCAGGUUAUUGGUUAUAAGCAAGGUAUGAGCAGUUAUAGCAAAGUUAUUAAUUGUGAAUAUAUGAGAAAUUUUAAUUCUACCUUUAUA
Molecule: messenger RNA, 5031 nt
Organism: Ailuropoda melanoleuca (giant panda)
Lineage: Eukaryota; Metazoa; Chordata; Mammalia; Carnivora; Ursidae
Gene: MIPOL1
Product: mirror-image polydactyly 1
Exons: 12
Coding region: 577-1863 (428 amino acids)
Source: RefSeq, a predicted model, not a curated record